AUGGGAGGACACUUGUCGCAUUUGGAGAGAGAAGUACACCCGGAGAAGUUGGAUGCGUCGUGUGGUCCGAUCAGAGGGAAUAUUUAUAAACAUGACGACAAAAUCGUGGAUGGCUAUCUUGGAAUCCCUUAUGCGAAGCCUCCCGUUGGAGAGCUUCGAUUCAAGAAACCAGUACCUGCUGGUGUCUGGACAGAGACCAAAGAUUGCACGAAAUACGGUCCAAGAUGUCCACAGUCCGGUGCAUUUCCAGAAAUGAUUAAAUUCGAAAAACCAGAUAUUCCUGAUGAGGCUAACUGUCUUACUCUGAAUGUGUUCGCUCCACGCUGGGAAUCCCAGGAGUUUGGAAACAAGCGGCCAGUUAUGAUUUAUGUUCACGGCGGAGGUUUUGAGUUGUCCGCUUCAAGAGAUUACUGUGACUAUUCGGUGUCUGGAACACUCCCAUUGAAAGAUGUGAUCAUGGUAACCAUCAACUAUCGAGUUGGAAUUCUUGGCUUCUUCACUACUGGAGAUGACGAAUGCCGUGGAAAUUUUGGGCUUUGGGAUCAGACAUUGGCCCUGAAAUGGGUUCAGAGACAUAUAUCGUCUUUUGGUGGUGACCCAAAUAAUGUGACUGUUUUUGGACAGAGUGCAGGAGGAGUUAGUGUGGAUCUGCUGUCAUUGAGUCCCCACUCAAGAGAUCUCUUCCACAAAGUGGUUCCAAUGUCUGGAAAUGCUCUCACUGAGUUCGCUUGCAGAACACCUAAAAAUGAAGCCAAAGCAUGCAUUGAGUACCUUCGCCAUAUAGGUUACACUGGGUCUAAAGACUCCAAAGAAAUUCUGAAUUGGCUGAAGAACAAGCCAAUUGAAGAGAUGGAUAAACUGAGUGGAUACCAACUCCCAAUCACUGGAUACUUCAUCUAUCAACCAAAUUUGGAUGGAGAUUUUCUUCCGAAACCAUUGGAUGAGCUCAGGAAAGAAGCGCCAAAGAAAUCUGGGAUGGUUGGAGUGGCUGAGCACGAGGGACUCUUUUUCUCACUUACUGGUGACCCGAGGCCUGCAGAUGUGAUUCUCACGGAAAUGAUUUGGGCGUCGUAUAAAGAAGAUACAGGAGAGAAGUUCGAGGAAACGAGGAAAAGAGUUUAUGAGUUUUAUACUAAAGGAGUGAAACACGGUGAUGAGAAGAAGAUGAAGGAGAGACUAGUUGAUUUCCUUGGAGAUACCAUCUUCAAUGGAGGUGCAAUUGCCACAGCUCAAGCAAGUUUAAAGUACGGUAACAAUGUUUGGCUCUACGUGUUUGACUACGUGAACCCCUCCGGAUUUGGUGGUCUUGAAGAGAUGAUGCCAUUUGUUGGGCCAACUCAUUGCACAGAUCUCCGUUAUGUUCUCGGAGAAGGACUAUACAGUGAAUUCAAGCCAGAUGAGGCGGAUUGGAAGAUGAUUGACAAAAUGACAACAAUGUAUACAAAUUUUGCAAAAUAUGGCAAUCCAAAUGGAAAAGGUCCCGUGGAAUGGGAACCAUACAGUUUGGAGACUCCUGAACGCCACUACCGUAUCGGAUACCCACGUGGUGAGAUGAGAGAUGAAUACCACAAAGGGAGAUGGGCAUUUAUGAAAGAAAUUAGAGAUAGCAACAAGAUUUUGGAGGAAGUUAUUUAUGGAAGAUGA
This is a messenger RNA of Caenorhabditis remanei, 1644 nucleotides long. RefSeq lists its product as uncharacterized. Lineage: Eukaryota; Metazoa; Nematoda; Chromadorea; Rhabditida; Rhabditidae. The transcript has 6 exons. The record is from RefSeq and is a predicted model, not a curated record. Bases 1 to 1644 code for a protein of 547 amino acids.